This is a messenger RNA of Lodderomyces theae, 612 nucleotides long. RefSeq lists its product as uncharacterized. NCBI's taxonomy places the organism in Eukaryota, Fungi, Ascomycota, Pichiomycetes, Serinales, Debaryomycetaceae. The transcript has a single exon. Gene Ontology annotation, molecular function: protein binding. The coding region runs from base 1 to 612 and encodes 203 amino acids. The record is from RefSeq and is a predicted model, not a curated record.
AUGUCUACACCCUCCACCGCCAUAGCCACUGCCAAUUCAGAAAGACAGUUUAUUGAGACAUACACGCAACUAAUGGGGUUAUCUGAAAACACUUCACCCAGUCAAUUCUACUCCACGCAUGAUUAUGACAAGUUGCAAUCAUUGGGACCCAGUUUGCCCAAAUUCUCUUAUAAAUUUCCAACAACAGUCAGCGCUAAAGCUGAUGAAGGCUCCUCAAUCAAGUUGAAGUUCAAAUCAAUCAAACCGCCAUUCAAGAUCACCCACGAAUUUGAUGCACCAACCACUUCCACCGUUUAUAAAAUCAAGUCCCAAUUGAUUGAGGAUGUUGAUACAUUGAAAUCAGCAGGCGUUUCUCCAAAAGAUGUGAAGUUAAUGUUGAAGUCUAAAGUUGUUCAAGAUACGUCUACAUUGACUUCGUUGGUUGCGGAAAAUUCAGAAUUAUCGUUCAAUUGCAUCAUAACGCCUCCACCGGCAUCUAAAGAACCAGAGGUUGAAGCACCAACUAGUCUCAGUGAUUCAGCUUUCAAGCAGAUCUACAACAUAAUCAAACAGGAUUUGAGUGAUCCAUCUAAAGCGGAUGAAAUUUUCCAAAAGUUCAAGAAUAGUAUAUAG